AUGCUAUUCAGAAGAAACUCCUGGGAAUGGGAGAUCGACAACAACACCUUUGAUAUCGUAGAUCUUGACCAGUUCAAAAAUUACAAGUUCUCCACUCUCUGGAAUCUAAUAUGCUCCAUAAUCAUGAAUUUGCUACAUGUCUUGUUGUUCUGUUUUGAUAUCUACACCUGCAUCAACUUACUAGUUUUCAACAAAUGGACCAACGACGAAAUACAACCCAUCAUACCCUUUGAGAUUUCAAGAUGGUUAUUUAGCGGCUGCAUAUUGCUUUCCAUAGUCUUGAUUAUAAUCGACUGGAUCAAAGGUGUAAAGCUAUACUUUACCAGAAACAUCUCCUUGACUUACCUUAACUCUGUUUCAAGAUUUCUUUGGUGUGUCAAAUCAUACAAAUAUUUCUGUCUUUAUAAUGAAAUUUCUCCGUCAAAUUUUUUCGAUAAACGUGCUUUCUUCAUUUUUUUCACCUUUAAGAGUUCAAUCGCCUUGAUCUUUGCAAACACCCCCAGACAAGUAAUUAAUGGUUUAACAAUAGUCUCAAUAUUUAUUGAUGGUCAAGCAGAAACCGUUCUACAAAGUCUAAAGAAUUUACUUAAAGUAGGUUUUAGUGAAAAAUACGCUGUUGUAUUACUAUUCAUGUUUUUAUCCUUUUCCAUUUGGUUAAUCUUCUUUAUUGAGUUUUUAUGGGCUUUGAUAUUAUCAAUGUUUGUCUUGCCAAAGAUUCAUAAAGUUCACAACCAAUCUUUGAAACAAUAUAUUUGCAACUUGAUUAAUCAGAAUGUCUCUAAUUUAUCACGAAAAUAUCAUAAAAGU
Molecule: messenger RNA, 807 nt
Organism: Ascoidea rubescens DSM 1968
Lineage: Eukaryota; Fungi; Ascomycota; Saccharomycetes; Ascoideales; Ascoideaceae
Gene: KCH1
Product: Kch1p
Exons: 1
Biological process (GO): potassium ion transmembrane transport
Cellular component (GO): plasma membrane
Molecular function (GO): potassium ion transmembrane transporter activity
Source: RefSeq, a predicted model, not a curated record